This is a messenger RNA of Cydia fagiglandana, 3862 nucleotides long. RefSeq lists its product as uncharacterized. The transcript has 11 exons. Lineage: Eukaryota; Metazoa; Arthropoda; Insecta; Lepidoptera; Tortricidae. The coding region runs from base 440 to 3790 and encodes 1116 amino acids. The record is from RefSeq and is a predicted model, not a curated record.
CCAUCAAAAAUCCUUAAUUUAUUAAUCGUUUUAUCGGCUUUAAUCCUCCGUGGAAUACGUCCAUCUUGAGCUCCGCAUAUCGCAAAUCUUUCGCGAUGCACCUUUCAGUUGACCAUCGUCCGGCGCGCUUCAAACACGCUCCCAUCCGCCCGCGAACAAUUCGAAAAAAGAAAAUCUUGUCUAUGCCGCGCGAAGUGAUGUGCCGUUUUUGUCUGUGACGCUGCAAUUUCAAACUUUUUCGCCGAGUUUUGUUGGUUUUAAAACUUAACGGUGUUUUAUGGCUAUCGCCGUAUUCGGAUGAAGGAUACAUUACUUUGUUAAAAGCGGAUUUUUCAUUGCAACGCUGCGCGCACACGGAUAAUCAUGAUAUUGGGCAUAACGGACGAGGUGUCAACAUGCUGAAAAACAUUGGGCCCAGGGCCCUUCCGACUAGCACGAGAUGGUGACGAUGGACAGCGACAGCGUGCGCCUCGGCGGGUUCCGUCUGGGCGCGCGCGAGGAGCCCGAGCGGCGCCCGCGCACGCCCUCCGUGUCCUCCCUCUCCCUCUACAAGCAGAAGAUCGACGCGCUCUUCGACGACUCGCGCUCCGUCGCCAGCCUCCCGCAGUACGCGCCCGCCACCCACCUCACCGACACCAAGGCAACGAGAGACGGUAACGAUGAAAGCUAUUGCCAGAAUAAAAUCAACAAGAUUAACAACACGGUUCAGGAUCGAAUAGAGAGGAUGUUUGCGGAUAUGGCGGGCGAGUCCAGGCAGUCGAUCGAGAGCAUCGGCGUGCACGUGUUCAGUGUGCACUAUCUGGGCUCCAGUCCUCUUCAGAGCAAGGUCACCAGCCUCUCCGGCCUCCAAACACCACUCAAAGACCUAUACUUCGCCUACAGAAGAAACUACCGCCAUAAAAGUAACCUCACGGGAAGACUAGAAAUCUCAAAAAGUGGCCUCAAGGUCAGAUAUAAAGGAGAAAAAGGUGAUUUAGAACAGUUGAACCCGUUCCCGACGAUAGCAGUAUGGUCUGCCGUCAAAUUCGUCGUACAACCGUCUGAGAAGGAGAACCACGACUUAAGCUAUGCUUUCUUACCUCUAAUCACUGAUCCAGACAAUAUUGACCGUCACGCGUUGUUCAAAACUUUGGAAAUACCUGACAAAAAAUAUAUCCUCUCCCACAACGAAAAUUCGCAUUCACCCCUUUUCGCUGUUGUGAUGAGGAAGAUCGGAGUCGCCAAGCAAUUGGAGUGUCAUGGGUUUGUAUGUCAGACGUCCGAGGACGCUAUCGUGAUAGCGGCCACGCUAUACAAAUCUCUGAUGUCACACAUGAGCCGGCAGGGUCACAGCGGUGAUAUGAAGAAGCUCAGAAAUCGAAACGGAGUUAGCUGUAUGAGCGUAACGAGUAGUAUAACACAAAAUGAUAUGCCCAUAAAACCACCGCGGAAGAAACGAAGCACAUCGUCUUUAAGUGGUGAUAGUGAUCGACCCGAUGGAUUCUCAGCCAGUGAGUCUUUCCACGAAAGACCUAAACUGGAACGGACUAGAAGAAUUUUAGCUGCAGAAGGGUACCGUCUGCCGUCACCACCGCCCUCAAUUUCCCCCGCCGAACCUAAAAGAAUAACUGUCGAAGAGGUAAAAGCUAAAUUAGAUUCCAUAAAGCACGACACGAGCGGAAGCGAUACGCAAGAAUCAAAGAAAUCGAUGGCAAAAGAUUCACUAAGUCCUACUAUUAACGCUAAGAUAUCGAAUCCUCUACCUCUUCAAAGCAGCAGCGAGUCUUCAGUUCGGAGUAAAGUUUCUGAAAAGAUUGAACUAUUUAGACAGUUGGAGAAACGAAAAAACCUCCCGAGACCACCGACUUUACCCCCUCCUAUUCCAACGAAACCACAUGAAUCGCCUGAUCAUUCAAAAGAAACUCUCAGGAGAAGUCACAGUGGCAGAAAGUCUCUCAAUGAAUCAGGUGAUAUUCUGACGAAGGUGGCGAUACCCCGCUCUGGCAGUUUUCUCAACGCCGGUGGACUGACCAGAUAUAAAUCUAUUGGACACAGAAACAACGGGAAAAAGGGAGGCGGUUCCCCACUAGGGUUCAACGAACUUUUCAAUGAAUUCAAGGUUCAAGAGAAUUUACACUCGAUGGAUGAAAUAUUGAAUGCCAUAAUAGACGCCGAAGGCAUGUCCUUCAACGAUUUGAAACCGAUAUAUAAAGAAUUUCUUUUAAAAUUAGCUGUUACCCUUACGAAGGAUGAAAUAUUCCAACAUAGUAAAGCUAUUAUGAAGAAACAGAAAAAGAAAAUUUUAAGAAGGAACAGUAUAUUCCAAACUAAGAGGCGAAAGAUAUUCAAAGGAGCUAGUGGCUUACGCAUGGUAUUCAGGAUGCCUUUCGGGAAAGAGUUGCCAAAAAUUGAAAAGACCAACCAUAAAAUCGGUUCGUUUGAUUUACAAACAGUAGCUAACAAAGAACCUAUAUCGGAAAGCUCAGUGUCAACGUCAAGUUACGAUUUGAGGCAGUUUCGUCCGAAAGAACCACCAUUACCGCCACCGAAGCGACAAACUAUGAGGCAACGGAAGCGUGCCGACAAGGUCGUGCAUGUUUCCAAACGAAAUGGAAAGGUUUCGAGACCUGGAGAAAGGACAUCCACUUCAGAAGAUUCAGAUUUUUUGACAUUGAGUAACCGUCUCGGUUGUCAAAACCGGAAUAGUUCAAGCGGAUACGUAUCAUGCUCAGAAUGCGAAUCAGAAAGCUGCGUAGAUCGUUGCUACUGCUCACUGAAAGAGGACAGCAAGGCAAAAUGUUACUGCUACGAAGGAGGUGUCAAGAGAGAUUCGUCCAAAACGAGGCUCCUUAGUAAAAGCAAAAACUGCAAAGACUGUUCCAAGGACGUUUACGACGGCGACUUCAGCUACUGCUCGUGCGACUCCGAGUCGUGCGCCGACAGCAACAAGUGCUACUGCGCGGUCGAGUACCAGCGCGAACGCUACGCCUCCUACCAGACCAAGUCCAGCUACUGCUCGUGCGACUCCGAGUCGUGCGCCGACAGCAACAAGUGCUACUGCGCGGUCGAGUACCAGCGGGAACGCUAUGCCUCCUACCAGACCAAGUCCAGCGAUUGGCAUGUUGUCUACGACGUUUACGACGGCGACUUCAGCUACUGCUCGUGCGACUCCGAGUCGUGCGCCGACAGCAACAAGUGCUACUGCGCGGUCGAGUACCAGCGCGAACGCUACGCCUCCUACCAGACCAAGUCCAGCGAUUGGCAUGUUGUCUACGACGUUUACGACGGCGACUUCAGCUACUGCUCGUGCGACUCCGAGUCGUGCGCCGACAGCAACAAGUGCUACUGCGCGGUCGAGUACCAGCGCGAACGCUACGCCUCCUACCAGACCAAGUCCAGAUCGAGCGUCACGUCGAAAUCACGCCGUUCAGAGCGCAGCCGGCGCGCGCGCAGCUCGGACAGCCUGGCGCUCGACUACGAGCUGCUGCUGCAGAAUAAGGCCCGCGACACGCGGCCCGCCUCGCGCAACCUGCAGCGCCUCACAGUGCGUAGCACCGGCGCCGGCUCCCAAGACGCCCUCAGCGUGAAGAAGUCCGCCGAGAUGGCGGCGCUGUUCGCCGACGUGCGGCUCUCGCAGCGCACGGACGUGCGCUCGCUGCUGGGCGGGGCGCGGCGCGCGCGGGCGCCGCCGCUGCCGCCCGCGCCCCCCGCGCCGGCCGCCGCGCCCGCGCGCGCGCCGCUCGCGCGCAUGUUCGAGCGCCCGCUCAGCAGGAACGCGAGCCUCGAGGACACGCUCGGAUAUUUGCCAUGAUCGAGGGGGCGGAGGGUCAGGAUGGUUUGUCGGUUGGCCGUCAUUAUGGAAUAGGUUCGGUAUUUUAUGGCU